GACUGACUGGCACUGUUGUUAAAAAGAAAAACAAUUUAGUUAUUAAUAUUCUAAUUAAAUAAUUGUACUAUCUGCCAGAGCAAUCGAGCAGAUAGACGACACAAUCAUUAUGUGGAACACUAAGAGUAUGAUUGUAAGGACAGAUGGAACCAGAAGACAAGUGAAUGUUGACGAACAAGAUUUUGGUGGUCCAGGUAACCAUGAUCGGCAGGAUCAUCACCUGCGACAUUUAGAAGGUGUAAAUUUUGAUAGAAAUUAUGAUGGCCGCUAUCCUGACAAUUAUGAUUAUCAUAGAGAAAUGGCCAUGAAUGAGAGAAUGGACAGAGACACCUAUCAUGACCUUAAUAGAAGGCAUAUCGAUGAUUUUAAAGUCCAAGACAGACCUGAUUACAGAUCUCCAUCUCCAUACUUAAGGAUUGAACAACGAAGGGAAUGCUCACCUGAAGUAGACUUGAGAGCCACAAUGAGAAACAGAAGAAGUGUUUCCCCUCAUUCCCAGAUCUCACGAAACCAAGAACCUGACCUGCGUGUUUAUUUACAACAGCGAAAAUCAGAGAGGACCUAUUUUCCAGCUGCAGAAGGUGUGGCCCCUGUAUUCCACCUCCAUUCCACUGAGCGGGAAUACUUUAGUGGUGAAAGGAGUUCAUUUGGAAUUAGAGAAGAUUCCAGAGAAAGAUUCAUGGACCAUGAGAGACAUUUGAGUUUAAGAUCACCAGAUAUGGGCGAUAAAUAUCACGACAGGCAUGAUAGCACCAGAGAUCAUGAACCAUUUGAAAGAUCGGGAAUAGACAACACCAGAGAUCGAGAACAGUUUGAAAGAUCAGGAAUAGAUAACACCAGAGAUCGAGAACAGUUUGAAAGAUCAGGAAUAGAUGGCACCAGGGGUCGAGAACUAUUUGAAAGAUCAGGAAUAGAUGGCACCAGGGGUCGAGAACUAUUUGAAAGAUCAGGAAUAGAUAACACUAGAGAUCAAGAACCAUUAAAAAGAUCAGGAAGAGAUAGCACCAGAGAUCCAAUUGAAAGAUCAGGAAGAGAUAGCACCAGAGAUGCAUUUGAAAGAUCAGGAAUAGAGAACCACAGCAAUCAAGAACCAUUUGAAAGAACAGGAAGAGACAACACCAGAGAUCGAGAACCAUUUGAAAGAUCAGGAAGAGACAACACCAGAGAUCAAGAACCAUUUGAAAGAUCAGGAAGAGAUAGCACCAGAUAUCAAGAACCAUUUGAAAGAUCAGGAAUAGAGAUCCGCAGAGAUGAAGAACCACUUGAAUGGCCAAGAAGGGAAUCGUCUUUAGAGAAUUAUAUGAGAAGGAAUUCGCCACAAUCAAGAAUCUCUGAUCCUUCACCGUCCAAUAAGAGAAACAGAUCACAAGAAAGAAGUCGGUCAAAUCACCGAAGGCGUGGUGACAGAAGUAGUUCUCGACACUCCAGAAACUCUGGAAGAUCACGUUCUACCGGGAGACAUGAAAUGUCAUCACAAUCUAGGAAUGAAAAAAGAGAUGGGAACAGGAGUCGUUCUCCACAUCAGAGAAGAUUUGAAGAAAAAGCAAGAUCCACAAUUCUGCCAAGAAGUUUAAGUGAUACGAUUAGGUCUCCGAAUCCUAACCAUAGUAAAAUGAUUGAAUCAAAUGUUAGGCAAGAUCUAGUGAGACAUGAAUGGAUGCAUGAAGAUCAGAAACAUAAUCACAACUUUGAUUCAGAAUCUAGAAGACUAGGAAAUAACUUCAGAAAAUCCCCAGAGAGGAGGGGUGCAUCUAACAAAGAAAGCAGUCCGUCUAAAAUAGCUGCUGCAAAUGACAGGCCUAGAAAACACAGAGAUGAGUCAGAGUCAUGGAGAGAAAGAGCUCCUGCUAGUGACAAACCAAGAACACAAGGGAAUGGGUUGGGUGCUGGAUCUAGAAGAGAAAGAAGUCCCCCAAGAAGCGCUCCUUCCAAUGAUAAGCCUAGAGCAAUAAGAGAUGAGCCAAAAACUAGUAGGGAAAAAAGUCCUUCAAGAAGAGGUCCUGCCAAUGAUAGAUAUAAAACACACAGGGAUGAGCCUGAUUUGGGAUCUAGAAGAGAUAGCAGUCAUUCUAGAAGUGCUCAUGCCAAUGAAAUAUCAAAAAAACAUCUAUCUGAAUCAACUCGACGAGUAUCAAAGAAGGAUGAAUCACUUAGUAGGGUCAGUCGUGAACGACGUACACCAGAAUCAGGUAAAAUAAAAGGCAGAAAUUCUGCCUCCAAACAAAGACCUAGAAAGGCAAAAACACCACCAUUGGAGUUUCUUGAAAAAGCUGUAUUAAAAGAGCAGUUGAAAAGAAAAUCCAAUGAGGGAAACACAGCAGAGAUAUCAGCAGAUUUUCUUGGCAGAGGACUGAAACGUUCUAGGUCACCAUCAGCAUCUGUAGACAGACAAGAUUUUGGAAGACAAGAAUUUGACUUCUUGGAUGAUGAUGCUAUCAGCAGAAACAUUGCAGCAUGCAGAAUAUCAUCUGAGCAGUCGGUAAAAGUUAUUCAAGAUAUGAUAAAGAAGAAUAAACCAGUGUCAGAGCUGAUCAAAACAAUAGAAUCUCCACAUAUGACACCAGAUGCUUCAAAAAAUAACCCCAAACAAUCAUUUGAUGAUAAAAUAAAACAAUUUGCUCUCAGAACUGAUACUGGUUCCUUUGGCAUGCCGAGCCAAGGUUUAUCAUUCGAUGGAAGAGAAGUUAUUCAGAGGAGUGAAACAAGUGAUACCAUCCCCAUGGAAGACAUUGAUGGUGUUCCAAUUUCUAAAGCAGAUUUCAAAAGUAUAAUGAAGUCAAGGAAACCUGCUGAGACGAAUACAGAUGCUGUUGAAGAUCCCAAAGAUAGAUUCAGAAACUUCCAGAGCAAAUUUCCUGAUUUUCCCAUAAGGAGUGAGUUUAGGAAAUCGGAAAAUUUAUCAAUUAUGAAAAAGCCCCCGGCUGUUGAACAAGUUAAGCAAACACGGGACAAAUUUAAGUCCCUGAAAGAUUUUACGGCACAUUGCAUCAACUGUGAUGAAGUGUAUGACCCAAUGAACCCUACCAAAGACACCGGUGAAAUAGAAAUCCAGUCUAACCAUCCCCCUGAAAAUAUUGCCCCCAAAUUGAAUCUUAUGGAGAAUAUUCAACUACCAGAUUUUGAAACUGAAUACCCAUAUUCAAGAUCAGAUAUACAGGGCAAAAAGGGAUCAAAGUCUGCUGAACCAAGCCCUGUGAAUACCAAAGAAUCUCAAAUUAAAGAAGAAAGUAAAUCCGGCUACUGGAAGUCUCCUAAGUUAGAGUCCUUAGAUAUAUUCAACCUGUGGAAUAAGGUUCCAGCUGUCUAUAGUAAUAAUAAAGAGUCAGUAGAGAUAAAAGAAGAACAGAAAAACAUAAUCCCUGCUGAUGUUCCAGCAUCAGUUCCUCCAACUGCACCAGCUUUUCAGUUGGAUGAUUCUUAUUUCAAUUCCCUAAAGACAACUUUAUCCAAUUUGAAAGACAUUGAAUCUGGAAAAGGAACUGGCAACUUUGAUAUGAUGACUGAUCUGAAUGCUAAUGAGCCUGGUGAAAAUGAUAAUAAAGUUGAACCAGAACCAGAUGAAUCAGAAUGCAGUGAAGUAAGUGGGGUUCUAGAUCCGAGUCUAGAAGAGAAGUUGAAUGCCCUUCGCUUCUAUAUCAGAUACUGCAAGAAAAGCGGUGGUGAUGUUGCAUUGAUAGAUGCCGCCAUCCAAGAUUACCAAGGGGAAGACAAACUGAAAAAAGAGUUCAGAAUAAGAGAAUUACAUAGAAUUAGAGAGAAAGUGUUCUAUACGGGAGCUUUGUAUAUCGGCGGACAGUUCUUUGCCGACGUAUUUCAUCAGUUUAAGUACGAAUGCAAAAGUUUAUGCCAUGAAGAGGCUGUAAAAGUUUGUCGUAAUUGUACGAUGGAGGAGAUUCGAGCGCGAAAACCACGUUCGAUGGACGAGUUGAGAGAAUUCUUAAUUAAUCAAAUUAAAGAGUCAGAAAAGAAAGAGUGGAACACGCCUGUAAAUAUCUUUAAACGUUUUAUUAAAAGUUUGAAGAAUGCUAAAAAUGUUCCUCUGAACGUCUCUGCGAAAAUUGGGAAUGCUGUUAACAUCUCUAAAACAUCCACAUUCUUCACUUACAAAGAUGAGUGGACGUUUAGUAAAAAAGGAGAAAGGAUGUGCCAGGGUCAAUGUUCUCUAGCAGAAAUACUCAUCGGCGUCUCGGCAGAAAAUUCAAAGAAGGUUGCCAAGCAACAAUGCAUGGAAAUGGUGUACACGCGAUUCAUGUUGUUUCCGGCUGAGCAGUUGGUUCAGGGUCUCUCGGCGAAGGAAAUCGAGGAAGGGUUGAAGAAAUUGAAUUCUUCUUCUGCAGACACAACACAAAAUACAAGUUUAAAGAUCGUAAAAGAAAAUAUGGAUUUGCUGAUCGACCAUUUAAAGCGGACUGUUGAAGAUACAAACUUCAUUGAAAAAUUGGAUAAACUGGGUACCCGCCUGAAAGUUCCCACACUUUGUGUCUUCAGGAAAACCAACACCGUUGAUAAAAAUAACGUUAUGAUCAUACGCUGUGAGUUGUAUGUAGCUGAUUAUCUGGUUGCCGUUGGUUCCGGAAGUUCAAGAAAUGCAGCGAAAGUGGAUGCGUAUACUCGGUGUAAUCAGUUUAUGAUAGCUACGAAUGCCCAGCAUAUCAUUUUAAAUCAGAAGAAAUUGGCUCCAGCAGAUCUUACUGCUGCAGACGUCCUCUCUACAGAUAAAGGCCAGCCUGUCACCAAUCGAGAAUCGAACAAGAAACAUCUAAAGAAUUAUAAAAGUGGAGAACAGACGACCACCGUUCGUGACAUAGUGAUCUUGGAAACAGCAUCCCAAAAGAAAAACCAUUGGCAGAAUGCAUUUAAAAUCCUAGAGUACAGCUGUAGACAUAAUCAGAUGUUGAUGGAAUGGGAAUGUGUUACAGAAGGUUCUAAUUUUAAGUUUCCGAUCUAUAUUCAAGGUGAAGAAGUGUCGUCACGUAAUAUUACAGCUCCGACAAAACAUCGAGCAAGAAUACUGUCCUGUGCUGAUACUUUAUAUAGCUUAUACGAAUCUCGCCCAGUUAUUGAGGUUAUGAAAGAAUAUGACACAGAGGGUGCUUUUAGCAGCGAGGAUAUUGAACAACAGGCAAAGAUGAUGCAAAUGUCCGGAAUGACGGUCGAAGAACUUCCAGAAGACAUCCUAGAUGAUCUGGAAGAGGAACAAGACACUUCUAAUUUCAAAUGGUUGUAUGCCGUAUUAGAAAGUAUGUUUUCUAUUUUUGACAAUGAAGAAACUUUAGAAGAACUGACAUUUGGGCCCAAUUUUAAGAAUUUUUUCUUGGUCAAGUAUUUUAAGAAAAAAUAUAAUGUGCGCUACAAUAUGUUGCGAGAAAAAGAUGGAAAUGUUUAUCAUGCUGUUAUACCUCAGCAUUCACCAACAGAAAUGUAUGAAAUCCUGAAAAAAUGUGGUGGGGUCAGCGGUAGAUACAAAAUAAUACCCAAUUCUGAGCUGCCACUUCGUGACGAUAAGAAAUUAAACGAGGAAUUGGCGUUGGCUAAAAAUGCUGCAGCUCUUACAGACAGUUCUCUCGUGGAAAAAUUCAAGACGGAAACGGACCGAUUGAAAAGGGUGAUAAAGGAUAUUGUCAAACCUAGUCAAUCCGAAGAAAGAAACAAGGAUAGGAAUAUAACUGCUAAGGCAAAGUCUACUAAGGAACAGCAAAGAAAUGUUAACCGGUCUGCAGGAGUUAACCAGUCUAGAAGGGUUAAUCCACCUGCAGGGGUUAACCAACCAAGAGGCGUUAAUCUGCCUGCAGGAGCUAAUCAACCUAUAGGAACUGGUGGAUCAGUUAUUGUUUAUCCUACCCAUCAUAUGAAUACAGUGAUCCCGGACACCAAUGUGCCGCCACCCGGCUAUGGCUCAGGCUAUGGAUCAAUGACACACGAUCCACAUCCAUCAAAUACAAAUUUCCUACCAACGCAAGGUUUCCCAAACAGUUCAUUGAAUCAGAUGCCAAAUGUCAUGCAAGGUUCGGAAGCACCUUUUCGACCUCCUGGAAGUAAUUUUCUACCACAACAUUAUACCACACCCCCUCCCAUAAGUUCCAACCGCUUCAACAACUUUGAUCGCAAUGGACCAGAAAAACACAAGUCUGAUUCUACAGAAUUUCAUAGACGGGAUCAAGGCAAAAGUAAAGAUAAUUAUAGAGGGGAUCAUUUUACUAGUACACAGUCUCGACAGUCCUCAUCAUCAUCGUAUAAUCAAGGUCAGGGGUUACAGGAUUCAAGGUCAUCAAACAGACCGAUACCUGGAUACGCCGAUAGACGUUUCAAUGCCAACUACAGGCCUUACUGAUUAUCCUCUCUCUUUGUUAAGUCCUGGGAAGGACAUUGAACCAUUUGUUCACAUUGUAAGAAAAGAAAUUGUACCAUUUGGGAGAUUGUUUUUGUGACUGAUGUCAGUUGAAUUAAUCUGAAAUAUGUCAUAUAUUAACAAGUGUUAGGAAAUAAUGACAUAGGAAGUUAAUCAACUGAGAACUUUAACAGUAAUUUCCAAUUGGUGCAUGUCUUACAGUAGAACAGGUGUGUGACAUCAGAUUCUGUCUCAGGAAAGCCAAAAAUGUUUGAAAGUAACGUUAAAGUCCCAUGACGGACAUUCUUGUUACUUGAAAGUGUCUAGAAGGUUCCAGGACAGACAGAUCAUCUUGUUUGUGAGUGUUUAUAAUUUUUCAGAAGGUGAAGAUCAUCUUGUGAGCAUCUUUUUUGGGAUCCAGAAAGCUUUGAUCAUCCUGUUUGUGAGUGUCAACCAGAUUCCUGAAAGAAAAGUUCAUCUUGUUUUUGAGUAUCUAGCAAGGUCCAAGGGAUUGAAAUGUCAUCUUGUUUGGAAGUAACUACAAGGUCCCAGGAAGAGAAGAUCAUCUUGUUUCCAAGUAAUUACAUGUCCCAGAAAGUGAAGAUCAUCAUCUUUUGGAAGCUAAAAAAAAGGGUUGUGGAUCAUCAGUAGUGAAUUGAAGAAAGCGAAUGUAUAUAAUGUCCUCUAUGCCAGAGAUGUGUCACAAUCAUUAUUUUGAUAAUUGUAUAUAGUAAUAAUCAUGGGGCAAUUUAUAGAUGAAUAAUAAAGGGCUGUAUUUGAAACACACCCUUGUGAAUGUAUCUACCAAUGGACAUGUGAAGCUUUCAGAGAAUUAUGACUGAUUUCUUCUUUGAAAUUGUUAGUUGUUAAAUUUGUGAAUGUGGACCAAACAAUUGUUAGUGUGAUAGGAGUUAACUGUCUAGUAUGAAUUGAUUGGUGCCUCUUAGAAUGCUGUCCAGAAAGUAACAAGUAAAUUGUUUCUGGAGAAUAGUCUACAAAGAAAAGGUUAUUUGGAGUAGCAUGUGAAGAAAAUGUUUCUAGGGAACAGAUAUUUGAAGAAAAAGUUUCUAGGGAGCAGUCGAUGAAGAACACGUUUCUGGGGAGCCAUCUGUGAAGAAAAGGUUUCUCAGUAGCAGUCUGUGAAGAAAAGGGUUUCUGAAGAGCUGUCUGAAAAAAGGGUUUCUGAGAUUAUGAGAGAGCCAUCUGUGAAGAAAGGUUUUCUGAAAAGUAGUCUGUGGAGAAAAGGUUUCUGGGAGGCAGUUUCUGAAGAAAAAAGUUUGUGGAAAGCAGUCUGUAAACAAAAGGUUUCUGAAGAACCAUCUGAAGAAAAGGUUUCCGGAAAGCAGUCUGUGAAGAAAGGGUUACUGGGGAGCCGUCUGUGAAGAAAGGCUUUCCAGUAAGCAGUCUGUGAUGAAAGGUUUUCUGAAAAGUAGUCUGUGGAGAAAAGGUUUCUGGGAGGCAGUUUCUGAAGAAAAAAGUUUGUGGAAAGCAGUCUGUAAACAAAAGGUUUCUGAAGAACCAUCUGAAGAAAAGGUUUCCGGAAAGCAGUCUGUGAAGAAAGGGUUACUGGGGAGCCGUCUGUGAAGAAAGGCUUUCCAGUAAGCAGUCUGUGAUGAAAGGGUUUCUGGAGAGCUGUCUGAAGAAAAGGUUUCUAGUGAGCAGUCUGUGGAGAAAAGGUCUGCCAUAUCUGUUAUAUUUAUAGCACGGCUUUCAUGAGUUAACAGGUUUAACCAGAGGCCGCAGGCCGAGAUGUUAAACCUGUUAACGAAUGACUUGUUAACGAAUGCUAUGAAUGACUUGUAACAUUGAUACCUGCUCAACAUGCUUGUUGUUAUUGCACAGAAAACCCAUCCUACUUCUCUAUAUGAUUUCUACUAAAACUAGUGUAAACCAGCAAAAGUGUGCAAUAACAUUGAACAUGUCCAGUUUUUGCACGGUUAAGCACCACCCAAUCUCUAAGAGGGAAACAAUCUGCUUAUUCAAAGAAAAGAACAAAGGAAGAUUUCCCGUCCAUGUUGCAAAGCAAGUAUGGAUACAGAGAUAAUGAAAAGAUUUGGGGGUGAGGGGUCGUAAGUAACAAUAACCCAUCUGGAUCUGACCUACCUCUGAUUUGGUUGGAGAGUUAUUGUGAAUGAAAUCAAAUAUUUUUGAAUAUGGUGUGUAUAUAUCUGUGAUCUAUAAUUUAGAGAAAUUAUUUACUAUAGUUACAUUGAGGAAAUAUUGAAAUACAUCAAAUAAUACCCAAAAUUGUUACAUAUAAUUGAUACUCCACUUAUAGAGUACUUUCCAGUGAAAUACAGGUUUUGGGAUAUGUCCUGAAUAAAGAAGGCAAUCAAUAGAAAUAAUUGGAUCUCAGUAUCGAUCAUCCUUGGUAUCCAUGCACAGGGGUGACACAGUCAAAUUAUCCACCCUUGAUACUUCUGCUAUGUGGGUGAAGGGAAGUAACUAACAUUUUAUUGCAACUAAGAUUAUUGUGGUGUACAUAAACAAUGAUGCUAAGACUGGUAUGUAAACUGUUUUGUGAUUGGUUCGUAGAAUCAACAUACGAUCAAGGGUAGACAAUUUGAAUUCGCGAGUCGGAAGGAACAAUAUCAUUGGGGAUACCAAAGAUGAGUAUCGAUCAGAAAGUAGGAAAAUUGGCUCCACUGUUUAAUUGUUGAACAAAAUUUUACUGUCUUGUGUGUAUAUAUUUAUAAGCUUACCAGAUUGUUAGUUAUUUUAAUUGAAUGAUUUGGGUCACAUCAAUUUUUUUUUGACAGAUGAGGAUAGUGAUGCCGAACUUUACUGUUUGUUUGAUAGAUUGAAGCAUUGUAUCUAAAGUGAUUAAGUAUAGUGAAGCUGAAAAUUAUUUUGGUGUUUGAGUGUCUUUAGGAAAAAUUCCAAUAAAAGAAUCAUGGUCGAAAUUUGUGCAUAAUCACCAUGAUUGAUCAAAUUUCAUGCAGGUUAAAAUUAUAAUUAAUCAUAUGAGAUUCAGUUUUCACAAGGGAUUCCAAAUCCCAUAUUGUAAAGUGAACCGUUUUAAAGGACAAUAUUGGGGUCAGUCAUUAUUACAUAUGUGAUAGAACUGGUUAAAUACAUUCCAAAUAUAAUUUCAACACAGAGAUCAUUCUUUUUUUGAAUUGUCUGAUAUCCUCUCACCGUCUCAUAUAACGUUUCAUCUUCAACUGAAUUAUCAGUCAAAUGAAAUUCGAUCGCGUGUCUGUUAUCGCUUGUUACUUCAGUCAGUUAUAUAGAAGGAUAACUCGUGUUUGUCAUGUUGUCGUCACUUCCCGUUUCUUCACGUGCUUGUUACACAUCUCCCGUAGCAAUGAUCUCUGUGUUAAAAUUAUAUUUGGGAUGUAUUUAACCAGUUCUAUCACAUAUUUUAUAAUGACUGACACCAAUAUUGUCCUUUAAUGAAAUGAAUUGGUUAUUUUCUCUUUAUAAGCCUAUUGUAUAUUCCACCAUUGAUAAUGUAUAGAUAUAUACUCUAAAAUACACCAUUGUUGUCCAUGUAAUUAUGGAGUUUGCUUGGUAGUUCGAAUGGUUAAAUGAAUGUACUUUAAAUCAUAAGGUCUGUCAUUGAGACAAGUUUCGAUCCCACAUUUGUACGUGACAAGGAGUAGGGUAGUCUGCCUAAUCUACUACCACUGCUUAAGAUACGUAUGCACAAGCCAAUUAUUGAAAUAAAAUUUAACCAUAACAGUUUCACGAUGACCUAGUUUAUGAUGUCAUCUCUCUAUGUAAUUAUGGAAUGUAAUUUUAUCAGUGCUUGUUAAAUGACAAUAACAGCAUGACCAUGUGAUUUUACAUAUAUGAUAGAAAUUAUUGAAAAGAUAUCCGCCAUUGCAAUUGGACACCCCCCCAAAAAAAAGAAAAAAAAAGGAAAUCAGUUAUUGUUAAAGAUUGUCGUAGAGAGUGAUAGCGGCUCUAUACGGUGGUUUGCAGCUCACUGAUAAUUCUGCUGAAGAUUAAGAGUAGCUUUGUGAGACUGUGAUCCAUGAGAGGAUAUUAUUUGAAAUAUAAGUGCAAAAUUUAUGUUUUUUGCAUCUUGUAUAAUCAGUUCUUAUAGAUGUGUAUAACUAAAUCUUGUCAUAAAAUAUAUAUCUUUUUUAAAAAAUAGCUGUAUGUUUAUCAUACUUAAAAAUAAAAACACCGAAGUUAAAACAUU
Messenger RNA from Patella vulgata (common limpet), 10478 nucleotides. RefSeq lists its product as uncharacterized. Bases 110 to 6331 code for a protein of 2073 amino acids. The record is from RefSeq and is a predicted model, not a curated record. NCBI's taxonomy places the organism in Eukaryota, Metazoa, Mollusca, Gastropoda, Patellidae. The transcript has 6 exons.